UUUUGACAGCGGAGCAAUCUUGUUUCAUACAGACCAUAGAAAGACAAUUUUAGGUUGAAUAGUUGCUCGAUUGUGGAAGAAUGCGGGAGUCCAGCAGGACAGGAGCGGUCUUCUCCUCUGCUGGUCUGCAGAAUCAUAAAGGAAGACCCAAAAGACACUGCUGUGAUGAUUGCAAGCAAGUCUUCACCAGUUCAUCAAACCUGAAGAUCCAUAAGAAAACUCACACUGGAGACAAGCCUUACAGAUGUGAUCAGUGUGGAGCGGCUUUUACCCGGCCAAGUCAACUACCGAGACACGAACGUAUUCACUCUGGAGAAAGGCCUUUCAGAUGUGAUCAGUGUGGAGAGGCUUUUGCCCGGCAAGUUACUUUGACGAUUCACCAACGUAUUCACACUGGAAACAAGCCUUACAGCUGUGAUAAGUGUGGAGCGGCUUUUGCCCAGCAGGGUGAUCUUAUGAAACACCAACGUAUUCACACUGGAAACAAGCCUUACAGAUGUGUUCAGUGUGGAGCGGCUUUUGCCACAUCAAGUAAUCUAACGAUUCACCAACGUAUUCACACUGGAGACAAGCCUUACAGAUGUGAUCAGUGUGGAGCGGCUUUUGCCACAUCAAGUAAUCUAACGAUUCAUCAACGUAUUCACACUGGAGACAAGCCUUACAGAUGUUAUCAGUGUGGAGCGGCUUUUGCCCAGCAAGGUGAUCUGACGAGUCACCAACGUAUUCACACUGGAAACAAGCCUUACAGAUGUGAUCAGUGUGGAGCGGCUUUUGCCCGGCAAGUUACUUUGACUACUCACCAACGUAUUCACACUGGAAACAAACCUUACAGAUGUGAUGAGUGUGGAGCGGCUUUUGCCCGGCAAGUUACUUUGACGAUUCACCAACGUAUUCACACUGGAGACAAGCCUUACAGCUGUGAUCAGUGUGGAGUGGCUUUUGCCCAUCGAAGUGCUCUAACGAUUCACCUACGUAUUCACACUGGAGACAAGCCUUUCAGCUGUGAUCAGUGUGGAGCAGCUUUUACCACAUCAAGUAAUCUAAGGAGUCACCAACGUAUUCACACUGGAUAAAGUGUACAUUUGUGAUCAUUUCUGAUGUCAUUUAUUUUGAGAGUUCAGCUAAAAUGCACUAGUUUAGUUCAUUUAGUUUGAAAAAAAUAAUUCUGGUGGUUAGAUUGUGGGAAAGAUUUAGAAUAUUUUUUUAUAAAGCAGCAGAUACUUACAGCUGUAAGAGCUGUUCAGUUAUAACCAGAUUUAGAAAAUGAAGUAUAAGAAUUCAAUUCAAAAGUCUUUAUUUUGAACAUGAUGGUAGUGUAAGUAACAGACAUGCUUUAAAACUAGUUGUUAGAUUGUUAUUAGAUGUUAUGUUAUGUUUUACACAAAGGUAAGACAGCAUGAUAGACAUUAGUUCUUAGUUUUAGUCUUAGUUCUGUUAUUCUGAGAGAAAUACAUAUGAAGGUAUGAUUCUGUUAAAUACUGUUUUACAUUAGCCUUUUUCUUUAUGAUAUUUAAUGGGUUUUUUUUUUGUGUUUUUCUUGCAAUGUUUACUUUUC
Cololabis saira (Pacific saury) is the source of this 1555-nucleotide messenger RNA. Its product is annotated as zinc finger protein ZFP2-like. The record is from RefSeq and is a predicted model, not a curated record. The coding region runs from base 81 to 1073 and encodes 330 amino acids. The transcript is spliced from 2 exons. Gene Ontology annotation, biological process: regulation of transcription by RNA polymerase II; central nervous system development. Lineage: Eukaryota; Metazoa; Chordata; Actinopteri; Beloniformes; Belonidae. Gene Ontology annotation, cellular component: nucleus. Gene Ontology annotation, molecular function: DNA-binding transcription factor activity, RNA polymerase II-specific; RNA polymerase II cis-regulatory region sequence-specific DNA binding.